Molecule: messenger RNA, 1419 nt
Organism: Adineta ricciae
Lineage: Eukaryota; Metazoa; Rotifera; Eurotatoria; Adinetida; Adinetidae
Source: the annotation of a GenBank genome assembly
AUGGCCUAUGACGAUGCCUGUCCGCCGAAGAAGCGUUGGCAACAACAAAGUUGUACACCAACACCUUCAACAUCGUUUGUAUUAGAUGCAAAUCAAUGGCGACAACAAAGUAUCUUAGUACUUGAUAAAUCGAAUCCAAACUGUUAUCAUCUUGGUGUGAUUCUCGAUAUUAUUGAUUCUCAUCUCAUCAAAAUAUCAACACGUGAUGAACAAUCGUCUCCUUUAACAAUUGAUAUUCAUCAGCCAAUAUCAAAACAUUUUCCAUCGAUCAUAAUUGAUAAUAUUCCAGCGUGUCAAGAUCUCGUGAAUAAUAUAUUAGUGUGUGUUCGUCGAAUGAAAACGGAAAAUAGCACCGAAUUCUUUUGCGGACGAAUACGAUCAAAACAUCCGACACGUUUAGAAUUUUCAAUUGAAUUUCGAGAUUCGAAUAACAAUCAAGAGGAUAGUGAAGAAAAUCAAGAAGAUGUUUGGUUUACGAGACAAAAUAUUCGAUUAUUGUCUGAACCGUGGCAUGAAGAAUUACGUCUUCAUCAACAAAAUCUCUCUGUUUUUCGACCAAUCUCGAUUGAUUCAUCGGUAACGAAUCAACAGAAUGCGUAUCCGACACCGCCAGCUGAACACAAAGAUGAAGAUGAUGAAGAAGUCGAACGAGAAUUCAAGAAAGGCGAACAACAAACAAUGAACAAACUUCAAGGAAUCAAAAAAGGCGAUAUUUUUACAAUGGGAAACACUGGUAUACGAAAAAAAUUCAAUGGAAAACAGUGGCGUCGCCUAUGUGGAAUGAACCAGUGUCAAAAAGAAUCCCAACGACACGGGUUUUGUUCCAAACAUUUGUCCCAAAUGCGCGAACCAAUGAACCGUUUCGUUGGACCCAUGGGAACAUUUCCUCACGCCGCUGCCCUUCCAUUUCUUGCUGAGUAUUACCAACGUCGUUUCGAUUACGUGCCAUCACCAGUUUUACCAUUCUAUCAUCCACUCGCCCCAACAUCAUCAACAUCGUCGGUAGCAGGCACAACAGCAACCGGAUUCCCCAAUAUUCAUCCUCUUCGAUCGUUUUCAACACCUUCAUUAACAACAACACCAUUACUAGUCAAUCCUAACCAUCCAUCGAGCGCUUUUGCACCAUUGAUACCUAUGAUUCGACAACAUUCCGUUGAUGUCAGUCGAUCACCGGUUUUAUCAGAUCAUCGAAAUUCUCCUUUGACGCGUCGUUUAAGUGAAGAUAAUGAUGAUGUCGAAAUCGACAUUGAAUCAAUCCCGUCACCAACUGUCAAACGAUUUCGUAGUAAUAUUAUUGGAAAUGACAAGAACAACAACAAUAAUAAUAAUAGCCAAUCGAAUAGUAUGUCAUCACUUUGUCAAGAUGUUUUGCCCAAAUUGAUGACGACUGUUUCUGUUGUUGAACCAUCAAGUUCUUGA